Molecule: messenger RNA, 9754 nt
Organism: Nycticebus coucang (slow loris)
Lineage: Eukaryota; Metazoa; Chordata; Mammalia; Primates; Lorisidae
Gene: ANKRD33B
Product: ankyrin repeat domain 33B
Exons: 4
Coding region: 1752-3206 (484 amino acids)
Molecular function (GO): protein binding
Source: RefSeq, a predicted model, not a curated record
GUAUUUUUUAUUUCAGAAGGAAAGACUUGAGUACAGAAGGAAGCCAGGGAGUCCUGGUUCACUGCCAGCUCAGGGCGUGCCCGGAUGUGUCCCCCGUCCCUACCUGCCCCGUCCAGGCUGGGUCUGGACCAGGCAUGGAUGCCAUCCUGGCUCUUGUUGGCGACACUGAAAGACUAGGUGACCACAACAGCAGGUCAGGCCCAGGGGAGUGUAACAUCAGGGGUCCAGGGAUUAAGACAACUGGAAGUUUGAAGUUCAAACCUUGUUGGAGCUCACACCACCCACAGUGGUACUUUUUGAUUCAGUUUCCCACCGUGCUCCUCAGAUAGUCCUUGCCCCAAUGGCUGCGUCUGUCCGCUCAGUUUUGUUCAUUUUGGGCCACGAGGGCCUCCCACCGGCUGGACACACUGUCAAGCUCGGUGGAAACAAGGGAGGGGAAGGAGGCUGGAGGGAAAGAGAGAGGGGUGGUCUUCGCAUCCUUUGACCUAACAGCGCUUCCAGUCCGAGACGCAGCGCGGUGACAGAGGCUCGGCGCGCUCUCCACCGCGUCUCCGGCACAAAUUUCCACCCGGAUUUGGUUCUCGAAGCGUCUUCCUCCACAAAGUCAGAAGCUCCCGAGGCAAAUUUUCACACCCUCCCCCUCGCCCCGCACUGGGAAAGACGCUGCUGUCCUUUCUUUUUUUGGCAGCCAGCCACGGGGGCAGCGCCCUGUGGUGACCUUCCCAGGUUAAUCUGCCAAGACUUUGCAGAUGCCAGCACGUGACACUGGCCAGAGCUGGGGGUGGGGAGCUGCUUACAGCUCCAGCUUGUCUCGUCCCUUCGCACCCAGACGACCCCCCCCCCCCACGACCCAAGUUUGCAAAAACCUCCCCACACCUGCUGGGUCCGAACAAUCUGCAAACCAGAGCGGACCCGGGGUCUACGCGACCAGGGAAUCUGAGGAUCCCCCUUUCCCUUCGGGUUGGGACUCCCCCAUGAUAGUCCCCACUUCAGAGGUGCACUGCCCGCUGCGCUCCCCAGGUCCCAGGACCCCUAGGUGGACGGCUCCUUCGCGCAUCCCGAGGCCUCCGCGGCCGUGCGCCCCGGGGAUUCCCCGGUCUUAAACAGGCGGUGGCAGGUGGAGUCGGCCCCGCAGCCCAGGAUCCCCGAGAGGUGGAAAACGCGCUCUGAGCUUCCAGAGCGGCAGGAGGGACUGCCCCCACGCGGCCCAGAGGCCUGGCGUCCUGGACCGGGGCAGGCUUCGCGGGCGUCCACGGUCCUGUAGCUGGAAGAGGCUCAGCCCGCGGCGUCCCGGGACCCCACCUCCCCCGGGGCUCGCAGAGGGAGGGGCGGGGCCGAGCUUCUCGCAGCCCUGGGACAAAGAAUCCAGGUGCACUGUCCCCUCUGUCCUCGGAGCCCCCGCCUCGCUCUCAACUCCGGACAGGAACAGGCCUCCCGGCGGGGAACCCUGGAGCGGGCGGGUCCCCGUGCGCGGCGGCCCCGCCCCCCUCCCCGCGGAGCCCGGUCCCCGCCCGCUCGGCGCUCGGAAAGCCCCCACGGCUCCGCCCACCCCCCCCAGGGGCUUUGCAGCUGCCUCUAGUGACUUUCUCGCUGAGCGCAGCCGCGUGGUGCUGGUUUCCGCCGCGCUGGGACGCGCGUGCCGUUGCUAUCCUGGGGACGUAGGGGGCGAGUAGCGCUGACCCUGGUGAGCGCCCCAGGUCCCCGUCUCCCGGCCAGCGCCCCGGCCCCCGGCCCGCGUCCCGGCCGCCGGCAUGGUGCUGCUGGCCGGGCCCGGGCCGGAGGGCGGAGGGGCGGGCUGCUUGAGCCCGCAGCCGCCGUCCCCACCCCGGGGUGCGCAGGUCGAGGAGGAGCCCGUUGAGUACGAGGAAUACGAUGACUUCUCGAGUCUUCUAGACACUCGCAGCAUCGCUUCGGACGACUCUUUCUAUCCUUUCGGAGACGAGGAGGAGCGCUGCGCCGAGAGCUCGGAGAGCGUCCCGGAGGGCAUCCCGGAGGCGGCGACCCUCCUGCGCGCCGCCUGCGCCAACGACGUGGGGCUGCUGCGGGCGCUGGUGCAGCAGGGGCCGAGCGUCAAGGAGGUGCAGGAGACCGAUCGCAAUGGCCGGACUGGCCUCAUUGUUGCCUGUUACCAUGGCUUUGUGGACACCGUGGUGGCCCUAGCAGAGUGUCCCCACAUUGACGUCAACUGGCAGGACAGCGAGGGGAACACGGCCCUCAUCACAGCCUCCCAGGCAGGGCACGCCACCAUCACCAACUACUUGCUGAACUAUUUCCCUGGUCUUGACCUUGAAAGGAGGAACGUGUUCGGGUUCACAGCUCUGAUGAAAGCCGCCAUGCAGGGACGGACAGAUUGCAUCCGAGCCCUGAUGCUGGCAGGGGCAGAUGUCCACGCGAGGGAUCCCCGGCGCGGGAUGUCGUCCCAGGAGUGGGCCACUUACACGGGUAGGGUGGAGGCGGUGCGUCUCAUGCAGAGGCUGCUGGAGCGGCCUUGCCCGGAGCAGUUUGGGGAAAAGUACAAACCGGAGCUGCCGCUGCCCCUGGAGGCGGCUGUGAAGCCCGCAGGUUCCAAAAACUGCUUGCAGAGGCUCACGGAGUUCGUGCGCUCUGCGCUGACCUCCCGCUCCAGUCCAGGCCUAGAGGAUGGCGGUGUCUUGGACCACAUGGUCCGCGUGACCACAAGCAUCUACAGCCCCGCCGUGGCCAUCGUCUGCCAGACUGUGUGCCCCGAGAGCCCUCCAUGUGUGGGGAAAAGGCGACUGGCGGUGCAGGAAAUCCUGGCGGCUCGCAGGGAGCAGGACGCCCCAGCCCAGGAGAGGGACAAGGUGGAGGGGACUGCACGGGAGUUAUGGACCUCGCAGAGCGCGGGGGUCACCCCGCCUCCUGUCCACCCUCCAGGGGGCCGGGGGGCCGGCUCGCGCAAGGCCAGCCUCCUGCCCCUGCAGCUGCUGAGGCGGAGCAGCGUGCGGCCGGGCGUCGUGGUCCCCCGGGUGCGCAUCAGCAAGGCGCCGGCGCCCACCUUCCAGCCCGAGCGGCCGGCCCGGAAAGCCAGCACCAAGGACAGCGCCCACCUGCAGAUCCCCAAGUGGCGGUACAAGGAGGCUAAGGAGGAGAAGAGGAAGGCGGAAGAGGCGGAGAAGAAGCGCCUGGCCGAGGAGCAGAAGGAAAAGAAGGAAAGGCGUGGGGUGCCCUGGAGGAAGAGGACGUGAGGGCCUGGCCUGGAGGGGCCAGAGGCUUGUGGGUGCAGAGCCUGGGGCGGCGCUGGGCUGUGAGGGCGCUACCCUCUUGGGGCUCAGUGAGGAAGGGUGGGAGCACUGCAGCGCCGCAUGGGCCGUGCUGUGACACCCCCAGGACCCACCCAGGAGCGCAGAUCUCCAAAUUGUCUGUUCGGGCUGCUUGCAUAGAGGAUUGGAGAUGGCACAAACCAAUUUGCCUAAAAUCAGUCCCCCAGCAAUCAGCACACUCCAUGGGCAAUUUGCCUAAAAGUCUCCCUUUAAAGAACCUCAAUUAAGAAUAUUUUUAGUCUAAUUUAUCAAGAGCGUUUUCUGUAUAAUUUUGUAUUUUUAAUCAUUAUUUAUCGAAUUUGCAGCACUUUAUGAGUGAUGAGGCUCUUUGUAUUUAAGGCAGUUUUAACAUAUUUGUCUGAAGAUGCUUUGUUUAAAAUUCUGUUUCUAGCAAUAAAUAUUUGGGAUAUCUGUAUGAUUAACACGUGUAGUGAGCUGUCCGGUUCUAUCCCUGCUUGUUGGUUCCCUGUGCCCUGAAUGUUCUUUCUUUUCUUUUCUUUUUUUUUGAGACAGAGCCUCAAGCUGUUGCUCUGAGUAGAGUGCUGUGGCAUCACAGCUCACAGCAACCUCCAUCUCCUGGGCUCAAGCGAUUCUGCUGCCUCUGCCUCCCAAGUAUCUGGGACUACAGGCACCUGCCACAACACUCAGCUAUUUUUUGGUUGCAGCCGUCAUUGUUGUUUGGCAGGCUCAGACUGGAUUUGAACCCGCCAGCUCAGGUGUAUGUGGCUGGCGCCUUAGCCGCUUGAGCCACGGGCGCUGAGCCGAAUGUUCUUAUUAAUUAGGUUAAAUGAUGACCAGCACUUGCAUUUGAUGGUGGCAUUGACUUGUACAGCAAAGUAGUCAAGUGAGACAGGCAGAUCUGAUUUCAUCAUCUCUUGUUUUGGAAACUCUCUUUUCCAGGCGGUCGUAUAAUGAAGAAAAACAUAAUGUCAAAUUACAGAACAGUGCAAAGGGAAACAUGUAUUUAUUGCUAGAACUGAACUCAUUUAAAGCAAAGUAUUUUAUAUAAACUGCAUACAACAUCUUUAACAUAUUAAAAAAUAGAUAUGAGGGAAAAAACCCAUCGUUUCGUGAAAUGGGUGCAAAUUUAAUAAAUAAUUGCCAGAAAUACAAAAUUAAGUCAUAUGUGCUCUUAGAGAACUUGAAUUCAGAUAUCCUUAAAAUGUAAAAGAGACGCAAAAAGAGUAAAAGCUCAGAUGAUGCAGAUGACCCAGGUGGGGCUGAGGGGGUGUAUAGAAGAGCAGGUCGAGCAGUCUGGAACAGUAGGAUCAGGCUGGAAUAGUAGGCAAAUUCGUUUCAGGCAGAUUCUCGUGGAGCGGACUGGGCAGCUGCCUCCUCCAGACCUAGCUCCCAGUUCCAGAGAGUUCUUUGUGUGGAUGUAACUUUUACUUUCUUGUGUGACUGACACUGAUGUUUAGCUGUCUUCAUGCAGACUUUAUAGUGUUUCUGAGAAGUGAUUUGCCCGGGGCUCCAAGCAAAUCACAGGGGGUUUCUGUCCCUACUUUAAUCUCCAAGGCACUGAGAUGUUCUGAUUCUAAUGAGUGUCUGGCCUCAUGGGUUGGAGAGUAGCUUUCACAUGUGCACUUUAAAUAUUUAAUUUAAGUACAUGGGAGUGAUAGAGUUAGAAUAUUAUAGACCAGUCCCUCUCUCCAGAUUGGGGUUACCUCUGCCACCCGCCUGUGCGCAGCCCUGCCCCUUGGUCUCGUGCAGUGGGGUCCAGGCAGCUCCUGCAGCUCUGCUUAUGAGCAGCUGGCCCAGCAUUUCUCAUUUUUGCCACGUGGAAGCAGAUUCUCUUGCAGAGGAAAUUUCCAGGUCAAGGAGAGUGCUGCCAAACUCCGAAGGCUCGGGUUUCACUCUUAUGUUUUCAUUGUCUUUGGAGUGGGUGGGGAGUAGGCAGAAAGGGAAGUCAGGGUGCUUCUCCACUGGGCAGCGUUUGGAGUUCUUCCCUGGGGCAGGGGAGCCCUGAAGGAGCACAUGGUCAGGCGGACAGUUGUCUACACAGUUGGACCCUCCAAUCAUGCUUGUUUGAAGUGACAGCAUCCCGGGGGGGUGAGGAGAAGGGGGCACAGAGGAAAUGGGUUUGUCUGGCUGCCUUCGCUGAAAGCACGUGAGCUCAGUUACCUUGGGUGGGUCUGUGGGGUCAGUGUCAGGGUGAUCUGAUGAGCUAGUCCGUACUGAAGAACAUACACUAAGUUCCCGUCUGGGUAAGGAACUCAUCAGAGAUGCUGUGGUCAUCUGGACCCUGAGGAAGAGAGAAACACCCCUGAGGCUUCCUGAAUGAUCUAGAGGCUUCAGAGUCUAGUGCCAGCUUCUCCUCAUUCCUUCUCAGUGGGCACCUUCAGGCAUCAAGCCGUCAGGGACUUCACACUGACCUCUGCAAAAAUCUGGCAUCCUUUGAGAACAUUGGUCAUUUUUGCCGCUUUGAACAGCUGCAUUUACUCACUGAGGGGUCACCUUCCUGACCCCCAUGUCAUGUGGGGAGGAGGGGACCUGGUAGGCCCUGACUCUCUUUCUCCUUGCCUGUCAGGCCACUACAGCAUCCCUUCUGGCUGUGUCACCAUGUCACCACCUGCGUUCCCCGCCACCCCCUGCCUCCUCCCAUUCUCAUUUGCCUUUUCUUCCUUUCUCUUCUUCUCUCUGUUGGCUGAGUUUCUUGAUCAUCUGUGGCACCACCUCUUCCAAGAGCAGAACAGCAAGGGGCUCGUAGGAGGCAGCACAGUGUCCCUGCCAGGUCAUCCAGAGGGGAUGGAUGGCAGACCUUGCUGGCUUCUGUGCUGGGGGCUUAGAAUUUUGCACAGCUGUCCUCUUCCCCUUUUGCUGGGAAGGGAGACCUGGUUUUCUCCUGACAUGUGACAUGACAGUCCCUGCCAUGCAGAGAGAGAAGGCUCCAGGUCUCUGCUCACACCCCCCCCUUAUGUUUAUUAACUGUAAAUAGUGAAGUUCACGUUGACAGGUACCUUCUCAGGGAUUUAUGUAUAAAUAUAGUUAGAGGAAAAGUUAAAGUGUGUUAAUACCUUUUAGUGUUUGAGUAAGUGAUGCUUAAACUUGAUGGAAGUAAUGUUGCUAAGACAAUGUUGAUAUUGCUGCUGAUGCGGGAGACCCCUGGCCUCCCCGUCAGUUGAGAUUUCCUUGGUUAUUGGAGAUGAGGACUCUGGUGCUGCAGUGUCUUUGGGGUGGAUGGGAGGUCACUGCAGGGCCUCUGAUUUCCUCCUGUGUGUGUGACCCUGGUAUUAACAACAACAAGGACAUCCACCUCAGGUGAGUGGAGGUGGUUGAUGGAGGACACAGAUAGGCUCUUUGUCACUUGUACCUCCAGAGCUGUCCCCCCAUCUGACAUAGAGCACGUGGAGUAAGGAGGACAGUUUUUUCUACUUUCUUCUGUGAAUAAAGUGCCCCAUAGUCAGCCCUGCACUAAACUCAUCAGAAAGGAAGAGGGAGCGGCUGGAACGGCUGGUCUGGAAUUCCCUGGGUGUGCAAGGCCGUCCCUCUGCUGCGCUGGAGAAGUGCAGCCCUUAAUGUCAUGGACCUUUGAUCUCUUCUCACUCCCGACAGGCUGUGGCCUCACUAGAUUGCUCGGGAGUAUGAAGAUAAAACUGUGGCGCCUUUACCAUCGCAGCCAUGACCUCCUGGGCAAGAGGACAGAGGGGUUCAAGAUGGGAUUUGUGGACAUGGGAGGGCCAAGUCAGGUGGCCUCUGCCACUUCCCUCUCCAUGGUCAGGAUGACUGGGUCUCUGCAGUAGAGAUGAGGUUGUCAGGAAGAAUCCUGGGGACCGAGUUAUUACGAAGGAACAAUUCCCAGAGUAAGUGAGUGAACCCAAACUAGGACCGUCCCCAGGGGCCUGCUGGCAGGAGCACUGCCCUUCCUUCGUGCACAUGACCUAGAAUGAUGACACUGUCUGUCUGUAGUUCGCCUUGGCACCUACGUUCACUCCUGCCCCAGCUCAUGCUGUCCUCUCCCCAGGCACGUAUCCCAGAGCUUUGCACUUGCUCUUUUUCUGACAUUCAGGCCUUUCCCAAGGUGGUCAGAGUUAACACGGGCUUGUAAGUGAUAAAGUACUAGCAUUUUUUUCUCUUUUACAAUAUUUGGGGAAAUUCUAACACACUCCCCAAGCAUUGGCUCAGGACCCUGGUCCUCCCAUUGUGGGUAACUGUUUUUGGCAUCUGUACCCGGUGUGGGUGUGCCCCCCCCCCCCAAGAUCCCCCAGGGCCCUGUUCCUGCCUGUUCUUGGUUUCCACCCCAGCCAGGCAACUAUCUGGAGGGUCGUGGGCUUCUGGGGAAGGAUAGGCAAACCCUGAUCUCAGUAGAUCCUUAUAAAACAGUCACAUUGAUGACAACCCCUGCAGCUGGUGAGAUCCCACCACAGUGGGGCGCUGUUCACCACCAAGAGCUUCAGCAGGAACAGUUCCUUCCCAAAUGCCGAUGCUGUCUUCUCCGUUUUGCCCCUCUAGAUGCCCUUGGAACUUGGUUUACGUGUCUGUAUGUUAACUCUCGAGUCAGCUACUCAUUUCUGUGCCCUGGAAUUCACAUGUUUUUUCAUUAACAUUUUAAAUAAGUCACUAAAAAAAUUCCUCUGGAGGUUGUGUUUGAAAGAAACAGAAAAAAGGAAAACACACACUGCCUGGAUUGAGUUGACUAAUGUUCCAGCGACCCAGCUGCAUGCUGGGCUGCGGGCACACUUGCCUUCCUGACCCAGCCUGAAGUAAGACGUGACAAAAGGCCCAGCCCUGCUGUGCUCUGACUGCCCUUGGCAGUGUGUGUGUGUGGGGACAGUAUGUGCUAAGGUGUGAGUGUGUGCAGGUGUGCACGUGCACAUACACAGGUGAGCUGUGUGCUCACAGAGGUGAUGCUGUGGCGUCUCUGUGGCCCCAGGGGAUGUCUGAUGUGACCUGUCUUGAUGGCGUGUGUUCAGUGGGAUCUUGCCCUGAGGACCCACUGGGAACCCUCUAUCCGUGUGGCACGUAAUAUGGUUAGAGUUGUCAUGACCCAGGUCUUUUCAUUGGAAGGUGGUGCUGACCCAGGAGCUCUUACAGAGCCUCUCUGGGCCCAGACCCAAGAGGAUUCCCUCCGUGGAGAGUCACACAGCUCGGAUGCAGAGUGGGGGCUGCAGGGCAGGGGCUGAAUCCCUUGAAAUUUGGCACCAGUUUAACCCUGGAAGCAACUUCUUAUCCUGAGGAAGCACUGGAAUUUCCUCAAGUCAGCCUAAGUAUUUGAUACUACAAUCAGUGCUAACACAACUUGGCUUUUGAGAAAAAUAGUUUCAUCAGAGCACUACAUUCUUCUGUUUUAUUAUUUGUUUCUAUUAAAUCAAAGCUGUGUACAUUAAUGCAGUCUCAAGAAUAGAAGAAAAAGUAUCCAAUGUACUCAACCCUACUAUGAAACUAAUUUAUAGCUUUCAUGUGAAAGCUAUAACCCAAUUAUAGCACAAGAGUAUGGGGAAAGGGGGGGAGAGGUGGGGAGGAGGCAGGAUGGGUGGAGGGAGGGUAAUUGGUGGGACCACACCUACGGUGCAUCUUACAAGGGUACAUGCGAAUCUUUUUUUUUUUUUUUUUUUAAAGAAAAUGUAGGAGGAAAUUAAAAAAGGAGCCAACCAUUUCAGGUAGAGCACUGUUCUGUGCUGACCUGAUGCUUUAUGAAGUUUUGGGACAUAGUAAUUGAGGCACCUUCACACCAGUUUUUGAAGCAACCCUUCUAGAAGCUGGUUUAGAGCUGGACAGCUAUGUAUACCCUUGGUGGAAAUGGUAAAAGGCUGCUACAGACCCAGAAAUGUACCCAGCAGCCCUGCGAGCCUUUGGGAUGUCCUAGGCAUUUUGACCAUUACCCCUCCCUUCCCCCAUUCAAAUGAGCAGUAAACGCUAAUCUCUGAGAUUUCUUUCUACAAAUGGUGGUUCUGCUUGGCAUUUGCUGGGUGUCAAGGUCCUGUGUUUUUAAUUAUAGUGACUUGAUGACAGUGUAAGACUUGGACAGACUUUGGCACAGGCUUCAAGUGACAUCAGCUUGGUAUAAGCUCUGUUUUCUGAAUGUAAACUUAUUUUCACUGUCAUUUCUAAAAGUCCCGUAGGGGUACAGAUAUUGUAAAAAUGUCGAAUACGGAUAUAUUAAUAAUUGUGUACAUUUUGUAGUGUUUUAUGUUAAAGUGAGAGUUUUGUUAUAGUUUAUAAAAGAUAUUUUCUUAUUCAGACCUCAGGGCUAUUUUGGGACCUACAAACAAAUGUGACCCCCAGCAGCUUCAACUUUUGAUAUUCAAAAGAUGAAUAAUCUUUAAGUUAAAUAGGAUGUGAUAUUAUUCAGAGGAAAGAAUGUGCUUUUUCCCUUUUAACUUUUUACAAAUGCUGUGACUAAUAUUUAAAAAUUAUAAAAGUGAGUUAUGGUCAUGUAAAAAUGUAGGACAUUGUAGCUAAAGAAUUAAAAAUCACUUGCAAAAUAAACAUUCUUGUGAUACAAAAGCGUGACAUUUGAAUAAACUUUGCGUACA